CUCUCUCUCUACGACAGCCGAUCUCCGCCCAGCACCACCUUCUUGGAGCCUGUAGUCUCUCUCUCUCUCUCUCUCUCUCUCUCGUUUUCGUGUCGCUCCUUCAACUCGAAUUUGGGGCUUCGAAUCUGGAGGCUUUUGAAUCUGUGUGCAAUUCGAGCCUGUAGAUCGUUGAUGAUGAACCCUUGAGAGCUCCCGGGGGGGAUCUUCUGUGGAGUCAUCUGCAGCGAGCGCGUCUGGGAAUGGCUAAAUUCAGGGAUCGGACUGAUGAUUUUAAGGAUGCAGUUCGUCAUACUGCCGUGUCUUUGGGUUACAAUGAGUCCAAAUUGGCUGCUAUUAUGGCGUCUUUUAUAAUUCACAAGCCUCGGGAAAGAACAUCUUUCACCAAAGCUGCACUAAAAACGCUCGAGAGUAUUGGAGCUUUGGAACAGUUUAUGAGGAAGCAUAGAAAGGAUUAUGUGGACCCACACCGCACUACUGAACAGGAGAGGGAUAGCAUCGAACAUGAAGUGACUGCUUUUAUCAAAGCUUGCAAAGAACAGAUUGAUAUCCUCCAAAGGAGCGUAACUGAAGAGGAAACUAAGUCGAGGGGAUGGCUUGGCCUUAAGGCUGAUGUUUUGAAUGCUGAUACUUUAGCACACAAACAGGGAGUGGUAUUGAUUUUAAGCGAGAAGCUCCAGUCAGUCGCGGCACAGUUCGAUCAGCUAAGAGCAUUACGCUUUCAGGAUGCUAUCAGUAAGGUGAUACCAAGAAGAAAACUUAAUAGGGCCGCAACUUCAAAAUCUAUCAGUGAAAAUUCAAAAUCAGAUAGCAUAGAGCUUAGGGAGCCGGAGGAACUUAAACAAGAGCAACUCCGAGUGCAGCAACAGCAUUUGGAUGAUGAGACACGGGCCCUUCAGGUAGAGUUGACUGGCCUACUUGAUGCAGUCCAAGAAACAGAGACAAAGAUGGUGGAAAUGUCGGCAUUGAAUCACCUUAUGUCUACACAUGUUUUGCAGCAAGCCCAACAGAUAGAGCAUCUUUAUGAACAGGCAGUAGAAGCUACAAAGAAUGUGGAGUUCGGAAACAAAGAACUGUCCCAAGCUAUCGAGCGAAAUAGCAGUAGCAGGACCUUCCUUUUGCUUUUCCUUUUUGUAAUGACCUUUUCGAUAAUCUUCCUCGACUGGUACAGUUGAAAAAAUCAAAGCCGAUAACAUCGCAUACAGAAAAAAAUAUUGCACGUUGAUUGUAGCAUUCGAGUGCGUGUGAAUUAUCGGAAGAAAUAUGGAAAACUAAAAGAAAUUUGUUGCCUUGGGCUCAGUUUUCAUUUC
This is a messenger RNA of Punica granatum (pomegranate), 1307 nucleotides long. Lineage: Eukaryota; Viridiplantae; Streptophyta; Magnoliopsida; Myrtales; Lythraceae. The record is from RefSeq and is a predicted model, not a curated record.